UUAAUUCAACACUUAAUCAAUAAAAGCCAUGCUAAUAGAGUAAUAGUCAUUGCCAUAUAUCACCUUCAUCCUACACCUUCACAUUACUAAUAUGAUGAUAUUUCCAUUAAUAUUUAUCAUCUUCCUACGCCUUGAAUUUGUUUUAUCAACCUCGAAUCAUUCCUUUGUAAGCUUUGGUUACACAGCCGGAACGAUCGAUAAUUUUGGAAAAAAAAGCCUUCAAAAUCUCUUAGUGACCUUUACAUCCCAAACCUUAAGUACCGGGUUUUAUAACUUUAGUACUACCUUCCCCGGAACUCCCAAUCAGCUGCACGGCCUUUACCUUUGUCGAGGUGAUGUCGUUGACCCCCUAGCUUGCUAUUGUUGUAUUAAUUCUGCUAAAAACUAUAUCUUAGAAAAAUCAUUUUAUGGAAGACAGGGUUUCGUUUGGUAUGACCUUUGUAUGGUAAGAUACUCGAAUGAGUCGUUUCUUGGCAAGUUGGAUACAGAGAUAUCGAAGGCCUCUUGGCACGACGAUCAUAAAAUCAAGGGUAGUCGUAGAAUUCAUUUGAUGAAAAUUCUAAGGAAUACGUUGAAGGCCUUGGCCAUCCAAGCCUCGAAUGUUUUAAAUGGAAAUAAAUUUGCUUCAAAAGUUGUCAAGUAUACAAGGUAUGAUUCUUUGCACGCGAUGGUCCAAUGUACACCGGACUUGUUGGCUAGCGAUUGUUACAAGUGCUUGACAAGCGCGAGACAGAUGCUACUGAGUCAUCCCAGCAGCUUAAGUGGAGAUGCUAUAUACAGUAGUUGUAUGGCUCAAUAUAAGACUACUACUCUCGCAUUCAAUAACAAAUAUUCAACAAGUGAAGAGGUUAAGCCCAUGCCGUUUCUCCCAUCUACAGCAGCCACUAAUUCGGCACCAAUUUCACUAACAGGAACACAACUCGAUGAUCCUGCAGAUAGAAGUGAAUGAUCUAUGGAAUAACGAUGGAUUGUAGUCGAGCACACGAACUAUAUAUAUAAUGAGCUGAGCUUCCCUAUAAAACAAUGUGGUAAACUGGUAAUAAAUUAAACUGGUAGUUUGGGUAACAUAUUGUAACGAUCUAUGUUGUUUCAUUUGCUACAAAAUAUAAGAUAAAAAUUUCUCUGUAUUAGACAUGUAACUUGCAUCAAACUGCUGUAUAACAUACUUCAUAUAAGCAUGGAGUGAUACGUAUAACAUAUUUCAUAUAAUGCGAAGAUGAUGCUUUAUAUCAAUAUUUCUAA
This is a messenger RNA of Chenopodium quinoa (quinoa), 1242 nucleotides long. RefSeq names its product cysteine-rich receptor-like protein kinase 15. The record is from RefSeq and is a predicted model, not a curated record. The coding region runs from base 92 to 949 and encodes 285 amino acids. The transcript has 2 exons. NCBI's taxonomy places the organism in Eukaryota, Viridiplantae, Streptophyta, Magnoliopsida, Caryophyllales, Amaranthaceae.